AUGGUGAACAUUACAGAGAAGAUCAAAGAAAAACUCGCUCGUCUCCGCGCACAACUGCUGGAGCCCGCAGCGGGCGCAGGUAGUGGCGGCGGAAGUGGUUUCGAUGUGUCGAAAUCAGGUGAUGCGCGUAUAGCCCUUGUUGGAUUCCCGUCGGUGGGAAAGUCGACGUUUCUGUCGAGAAUCACAAAGACCAAGUCUGAAGCUGCGUCUUACGCUUUCACUACGCUCACGGCCAUUCCUGGUGUGCUCGAGUAUGGUGGUGCGGAAAUCCAGGUCCUGGAUCUGCCGGGUAUCAUUGAGGGCGCUGCCGAAGGAAAGGGGCGCGGAAGACAGGUCAUUAGUGCGGCCAAGACGAGUGACCUAAUCUGCAUGGUUCUUGAUGCUACCAAGAAGGCGGAGCAGAGGCGGUUGCUCGAGGCCGAAUUGGAGGCCGUAGGGAUCCGGUUGAACCGAUCGCCACCCAACAUUUACCUCAAGCCUAAAAAGGCUGGUGGUAUGAAGAUUAGUUUCCAGGUUCCGCCAAAGUAUAUCGACGAGAAGAUGGUGUACAACAUUCUCAAGGACUACAAGAUGCUCAACUGCGAAGUCCUAGUGCGCGACGAGAAUGUCACUGUCGAUGACUUCAUCGACACAAUCAUGAAGGACCAUCGCAAGUACAUCAAGUGUUUGUAUGUGUACAACAAGAUUGACAGCAUUGGCCUGCCGCACUUGGACGAACUAGCACGCGAGCCAAACACGGUAGUCAUGAGCUGCGAACUGGACCUGGGCAUUCAAGACGUGGUGGAUAGGUGUUGGGAAGAGCUGAGGCUGAUCCGAAUCUACACCAAGAGAAAGGGAUGCGAGCCGGAUUUCUCAGAGGCAUUGAUUGUGCGCCAAGGAAGCACAAUUGAGGAUGUUUGCGACCAGGUGCACCGGACGCUCAAGGAGACGUUCAAGCACGCAUUGGUGUGGGGAGCGAGCGCCCGACAUGUGCCACAAAAGGUGGGCUUGGGCCACAUUGUGGCUGAUGAGGAUGUAGUGAGCAUUGUGGCGAAGUAG
Molecule: messenger RNA, 1038 nt
Organism: Bipolaris victoriae FI3
Lineage: Eukaryota; Fungi; Ascomycota; Dothideomycetes; Pleosporales; Pleosporaceae
Exons: 3
Coding region: 1-1038 (345 amino acids)
Biological process (GO): cytoplasmic translation
Cellular component (GO): cytoplasm
Molecular function (GO): GTPase activity; GTP binding
Source: RefSeq, a predicted model, not a curated record